AAUCUGAUGUGAACACAUAUUUCAUUUCAGAGCUCCGAACAAAUUUAAACGUAUGAUGGAGGAAAAAGGUGCUGGUCUUCAAGAAUACCCACAGGUCAACCCGGGGGUCCCCGACGCCGUCUCCCCUCACCAAGUGCAGUACAGCAUGGGAGAGGCAGGAGCGGCGGCCCAGCCGCCAGUAUACGGUUAUGACCAGCCUCGCCCAGGCCAAGGUCAUAUGCCACCUCAAGGUCAAAUGCCUCAAGGUCAAAUGCCACCUCAAGGUCAAGCCUAUUAUGGAUACAAUCAACCACAGCAACCCGUUGUUCAGCAGCCGCAGUUUACUCAACCGAAUACUACAGUGAUUAUUCAGCAACAAGCCCCGCAGCCACAGGUCGUCUUCAAGCGCCCUUGGUCAACUGACCUUUGCUCUUGCUGCGAAGACAUGGGAGUGUGUAAGUUGGUUACCCUCUUUAACGCAAUUGCACCACAACAAAUCUUCUCCAACACAAUUUGACCAACCCGUCUCCUCUAGCACAAUUACCCCCGAAACUUCUUUGUUAAGUUACUCCCACAUCUACAUUUGCAUAAAUUUAGACCCUACUAACUUAGUUAUUAAGAAAUAACCGCUUUUUUUAUUAUUUUCAUGCUCAAACUUGCUAAAACGAGGUGAAGCCCGACAAAUGUGAGGUCGGACGUUCUUUUCAUUGUACUAAACAGUGCAACUUUAUAAUUUUCUCGCACUUGUCAUGUUCACUAGUCUUAUAGUAUCGAGACCCAUCGUUCCAUAGUAUCAUUCAUACAUGUAUACAUUUCUUUAUGACAUGUUAAAAAAGACUGAUCUACGUAUUUGGUCCACACUGUCUACAAUCCUCCUGGUCACAAGUCUGUGGAACAUUGAGUUU
Lingula anatina is the source of this 884-nucleotide messenger RNA. RefSeq lists its product as uncharacterized. The record is from RefSeq and is a predicted model, not a curated record. NCBI's taxonomy places the organism in Eukaryota, Metazoa, Brachiopoda, Lingulata, Lingulida, Lingulidae.